AUGGCGCACCUGGACCGACAGUGGCGUCAGCUGGAGCCAGGACCGGGCGCGCAUCAGCCUGGCGACUUCGACUUCACAGUUUGCACCUUCAACGUGCUCGCCGAAGGAUUGGAGCCCAGAGGCUGCGCGGUGACAUUUGAGCAGCGGAAGCAGGGCCUCUUGGAUGAAAUCGCACGCUCCCAGGCAGACAUCGUAUGCCUUCAGGAAGUUGACCAUUUUGACGACUUCUUCAGCCCUGAACUGUCGGCGUCGGGCUAUGAAGGCUACUUCGUGCCCAAAACAAAGGGGCCUCCGAAAGAAUCUGUGCUGGGUGUGACCGAGGGGCAGGCGAUAUUCGUGCGAAGCGAUCGGCUUCGUGUGCAAAAGGCGACCUGCUGGACAAGCAUCGACUUGAAGCAGAAGAAGUGGCAGAGGAAGAUUACGCCCGCGUGGCGGAAGCAAACCCGCACCCGCUCUUCUGUUGAGCUUGAGGAGGUCUUUGGAACCGAGAAAGCCCUCCAAGAGGUUCCCCAGGUGGUCCUUGGACUCUUUCUAUGCCCCCGUGGCAUGGAUGAGAUGCCCUUCCUCGUCACCAACAUGCAUUUGAAGAGCAGGGUGAGCGAUGAGCAACUUGGGAGAGCUGGUAUGUCUCAUGCUGAGUUCAAGCACUUUCAGCUCGAGUACUUCUUGCAGGCAGCCUGUCAAGCCGCUGAAGAGCUUGGCACCGGCUUUCCUGUACUUUGCUGCGGCGACAUGAACCUCAACCUCCUAGGAGACAGGGAGGCUGCCGCCCUGGUCGCCCGAAAUGGCUUCGCGGACUCUUGGGCGACCUUAGUAGGUGACGGCGACCGACCCCCAGUGGACUUCAUCCUGAAGCGUGAUCCUACUGACGCGCGACUGGUGCCCAAGGCAGCACUGGAGUCUCCUACCAUUGAGAGCCGGCAGCCUCUGCCGAACCUCCUAUACCCGUCAGACCACCUUCUUCGUGCAGUGAAGCUGUGUCUGCGGGCAUGA
Molecule: messenger RNA, 993 nt
Organism: Symbiodinium natans
Lineage: Eukaryota; Dinophyceae; Suessiales; Symbiodiniaceae
Source: the annotation of a GenBank genome assembly